AUGGAUGCUAGACAAGAAGAAAUGAAGUUUCUUGGACUCUUUGGUAUUUACAGAGAAGGUUGCAAGACCAUUUUAUGGAGGAGGAAGAUCUUCGCCCACAUUACCAUAGCCUUGAUCCUUCCCAUGUGCUUCUUCUUCUUAGCUCAAAUUGUAGCAUCUGAAAUCCUCUAUGAAAACAGUACCAUCCGCAAAGGUAAAAUCAUGGACGGUACCAAUCCCGCCGAAUCUCUCAAAUACAGGCUUCCCAAUCUAUCCUCCUCUGAAUUUAAGAUUUACUUGCUUUUCAAGGCAUUAUCAAUUAUCUACCUCCUCAUAGUCUCCCUCCUCUCUACCUCUGCUAGUGUUUACACCGUCGCUGGCAUCUACACCAACCGGAAAGUGACAUUUAAGAAUUCCAUGAAUGCUUUUACCAAGGUCUGGAAGAAACUCCUUGUUACCUUCUACUGUACUUGCGUUGCUUAUGUUGCUUACAACGUGGUGUCGUUGAUUGGCUUUAUUGGUUGGGGAAUGUUCAUGAACACAUCGAUCAAACUCAGACAAGCCAUUGGUGUUGCUGGAAUGGGAGCUUUUAUGGUUAUGUACUUGGUGGGUUUGGUGUAUAUGGGAAUUGUUUGGCAAUUGGCUGAUGUGGUGGCUGUGUUGGAAGACGUUGGAGGGUUUCAAGCUAUGAAGAAAAGCAGGGAAUUAAUCAAGGGAAAGAUGUUGAUGGCCAUCCUUAUAUUUUUCAACUUCAAUAUUAUGGUUUUGAUAGUAGAAUUUGUAUUUAGAAGGAUGUUUGUGCAUGGCAUGUAUACGGGGAAGAUGGAAAGGAUUGGUUAUGGGAUUAUAUGCUUGAUGUUGCUUACCAUGUUGAGUUUAUUUGGGCGUGUUGUUGAGACUAUUUUCUACUUUGUCUGCAAGUCUUGCCACCAUGAAAGUAUAGACAUGUCAACUCUGUCGGAUGAUCAUCUGGAAUUUCAUCUUCUGGCAUUUCUGGAGUACCGAAAAUUUACUGGAGAUCAAUAUGUCCCUUUGAAAGACAAAUGA
Molecule: messenger RNA, 1026 nt
Organism: Ziziphus jujuba (common jujube)
Lineage: Eukaryota; Viridiplantae; Streptophyta; Magnoliopsida; Rosales; Rhamnaceae
Exons: 2
Coding region: 1-1026 (341 amino acids)
Source: RefSeq, a predicted model, not a curated record